UCCCUCCUUCUGUAUCUCGAAAAUUGGCAGUUGAAAUAUUCAAAUAUUAUUCUACUCCCAAAUAAACAAAAAAAAAAAAAAAUUUGUAGAAUUAACUAAUUGCGAAUUUGUGAUAAGAUUUGAUUGAUUAUUUUAUAAAAUGGGAGUUCAAGAGAAAGAUCCUUUGGCUCAAUUGAGUUUACCACCGGGAUUUCGGUUUUAUCCUACUGAUGAAGAACUUUUGGUUCAAUAUUUGUGUAGAAAGGUUGCUGGUCAUCAAUUUUCUCUUCAAAUUAUAGCCGAAAUCGAUCUGUAUAAGUUCGAUCCCUGGAUUUUACCUAGUAAGGCGAUGUUUGGAGAAAAAGAAUGGUAUUUCUUUAGUCCAAGAGAUCGGAAAUACCCAAACGGGUCACGGCCCAAUAGAGUAGCGGGUUCCGGGUAUUGGAAGGCUACCGGAACCGAUAAGAUAAUAACUACACAAGGGAGAAAGGUCGGAAUUAAAAAGGCGCUCGUGUUUUAUGUUGGUAAAGCCCCUAAGGGUACCAAGACCAAUUGGAUCAUGCACGAGUAUCGUCUUACCGAGAACACCCGUAAAUCCGGCAGUUCUAAGCUGGACGACUGGGUGUUAUGUCGUAUCUACAAGAAAAAUUCGAGUGCGGCAAAGCCUACAAUAAGCAAGGAAACAAGCACAACAGGUGAAACAUCUUCAUCGUCAUCAUCACAUCUUGAUGACGUACUAGAAUCUUUACCGGAAAUUGAUGACCGUUCAUUCGUUUUGCCACGUAUGAACUCUUUGAAGAAUAAUAACAAUGUUGCCCAACAACACCAGCACCAGCAGCAACAACAACAACAGCAAAAUGACAAGUUUAACCUUCAGCAACUCGGGUCAGGUAGUUUUGAUUGGGCCGUACUUGCCGGGUUAACCGCGGCACCUGAAUUCGCCUUUACCGGGUCAGCCCAAUCUCAAUCGGGGCAGGUAAACAACAUUAGUAAUAAUGGAAAUGAUGUGUUUGUCCCUUCGUUACCACCCUUGUCACAAGUGGAGUCACCCGUGGAGAACAAAAUACGUACCUCCGGGUUAGUCGAUGAGGAGGUCCAAAGUGGAAUUACAUCAAACCAAAGGUUCAGCACGGGGUAUUUCAAUCACAACAUAAACUUGUUUAAUCAAAACCACAACAACAACUCGGUCGAUUUGUUCGGGUUGAGUCAUUCAAGUCAGUUAUCCGGAUUCGGAUACGGAUACAGACAGUAAACUCGACAUUAAAACAUUUUUGUGUAGUGAAACAAUUGGGGACAAAAGAAAUUAGAGGGUUAUUAGUUGUAAAUAUCUCUCAUUCGUUGGGCUAAUUUUUGGGGAGAUAGAAUCAUAGAAGUGAAGGAAAAAGUAAAAGAAUUUUAGUCUAUGAAUAAAUUAUUAUUAUUAUUAUUAUUGUUAUUAUUAUUAUUUUGUUUUAGGGGGUGUAACGGAAAGGUAAAAGGAUGAUGGUUGAGUUUGUCAAUUUUUUUGUCUAGUUUGGUAAAAGGGAAAGAAGGGUAUAAGGUUCAAUGCACAAUGUGAUGGAAUGGAAAAUGUAAUGCCAAAAUUGAGGCGCCGAACUUCUUUAUCUAGUUCGAAUAGUUGCACAUAAGACAUUGAUUUAUUUCGAAUAUGAUAAAGAAAUAUUAUUUUAUUGGCUUA
Molecule: messenger RNA, 1657 nt
Organism: Chenopodium quinoa (quinoa)
Lineage: Eukaryota; Viridiplantae; Streptophyta; Magnoliopsida; Caryophyllales; Amaranthaceae
Product: NAC domain-containing protein 72-like
Exons: 3
Coding region: 140-1231 (363 amino acids)
Biological process (GO): regulation of DNA-templated transcription
Molecular function (GO): DNA binding
Source: RefSeq, a predicted model, not a curated record